Budorcas taxicolor (takin) is the source of this 1186-nucleotide messenger RNA. It is a transcript of the gene CRIPT, whose product is annotated as CXXC repeat containing interactor of PDZ3 domain. Bases 75 to 380 code for a protein of 101 amino acids. The transcript is spliced from 5 exons. Gene Ontology annotation, molecular function: microtubule binding; PDZ domain binding. The record is from RefSeq and is a predicted model, not a curated record. NCBI's taxonomy places the organism in Eukaryota, Metazoa, Chordata, Mammalia, Artiodactyla, Bovidae. Gene Ontology annotation, biological process: cytoplasmic microtubule organization. Gene Ontology annotation, cellular component: dendrite.
GUUCUUUCUUGGCUGUAGUGUUGAUAUCUUCCAGCUGCUGCUUGUUCUGCGGCUGAGGGUAUCAUCGCGAAAGGAUGGUGUGCGAAAAAUGUGAAAAGAAACUUGGUACUGUUAUCACUCCAGAUACAUGGAAAGAUGGUGCAAGGAAUACCACAGAAAGUGGUGGAAGAAAGCUGAACGAAAAUAAGGCUUUGACCUCAAAAAAAGCAAGGUUUGAUCCGUAUGGAAAGAAUAAGUUCUCCACUUGCAGAAUUUGUAAAAGUUCUGUACACCAACCGGGUUCUCAUUAUUGCCAGGGCUGUGCCUACAAAAAGGGCAUCUGCGCUAUGUGUGGAAAAAAGGUUUUGGAUACCAAAAACUACAAGCAAACGUCUGUUUAGAUGUAUUGACGUUUCGGGUUUUCCGUAUGAUUUUACUUUUUGCUUUGAAUUUUCAAGGCAUAAGUUAGAUGUUCAAGUUACAAGAUAACAUGUCUUAAGACAAAUAAACCAGGGAAGUAGACUGGUAUUCUUUCUUUUGCUGUCAAGAAGUUCAGCAGCAAUGUAACUAGUUUUCUGCCUUAAGCUUUUCUUUACAAACAUCUUAUUUAACUGGAGUAAGUAACAAAUCUAACAAAAAUAUUUUCCUAGUUCUGUAUGCACUUUUUAAUUUAUCAUUACUCAUAUAAUUUUUAUUCUUUUUCCCUCUGCAUUAUAGAUAUUGCAAAAGUAAGAAGGAAGUUAUUGAUGUAUGGCUUUGAAUUUGGCAUUCAGACUUGUGAUCCUUCCCUCAUUCCCUUUUGGUUGUGUAGUUUUAGGAUCAGCAGUUCCUUAAUUAAUCACAGCAUCAUAGGGCAUUCAAAUAUCUGAGCCCAUUAUUGUUAAAUAGUUCCUUAAAUAAAUUAGCCCAGACCCAAAUUAAACAAAAGUUGUUUUUAUGUUAUUUUUUAUUCAUUUGUGAAGCCAAAGUGUCAAUACCUUUCAUAUGAGAAUAGGAACUCAAGGGACAACCCACAUAUGUUCAAAAAAAUACAAAGAAUUUCAGAAAAACACAUAUCACCUUGAAUUCAGACCAUCAUGAAAGCCAGAACAUUGUGCAUCCAUAAUGAUGUAUAGUGAACGAAUCACCAUUCUUUGGGAAAAUGCUUUGAAGCAGACACCAAACAUUUUUUUAACCUCCUCUUCUAAAAAUAAAUACACAAAGCAAA